Molecule: messenger RNA, 2170 nt
Organism: Andrographis paniculata
Lineage: Eukaryota; Viridiplantae; Streptophyta; Magnoliopsida; Lamiales; Acanthaceae
Exons: 4
Coding region: 360-1751 (463 amino acids)
Cellular component (GO): cytoplasm
Source: RefSeq, a predicted model, not a curated record
UGUUGCCCAAGAAUCUGGAAGUUGAAGGUGCCGUCUUCUUCCCUGUUCACUUCAGUUCCGGCGAUCGGCGAUCGGUGCAGAAGAUGUCCGGAUUCGAAUUUUAAGAAUGUGAUAGGUGUACAAUUGCUGCUAUGCCGUCCGUUCACUUCCGCCACAAUCUACAGAUGAAAAAGGUUUCAGCAUUACAUGGUGGAAUCCGAGGCUGAGAAUUGGGAUCUUGUAUGUGGCGGGAAAUCUAUAAUUCGGGAUAUUUUGGAGGCACGUACCGCAUUCAAUCAAUAUACUUCGUGCUACCGCUCAGAGAAGCAGGUUCAUACGAUCGAGUUUGUAGGAUAAUAUAGGUUCUUAGCGGUGGGAAAAUGCAGUCCAAAUUAGUAAAUAGAUCAGCCUUUGAGGCAGAAACAGCCAUGGAAAUUAGGCUCAGAGAAGCUUAUUCUUCUCUGGAACCCAAACUCAAGGCCCCUUUCCCUCUAACUAUCCCAACUCCUGAAGAAUACUCAGCUCUCAACAGAGCGAUACUCUACUGCAUUCUAUGCGAAACCAACAUUGCUGCUGAAGUUCACAUUAAGCAUUUGCACGGGAUCGUGACCGAUGGUUAUGAGUAUUUCACUGCACUGCUUGUCAACGUUGUGAAUGAAUUGUAUGGUAGCCUUGUUGAUUCUGCGAAGAGGCGGUUGAUAAGAGUGACUCAUGAGAUGGUUAAUGUAGCAGCCGUUGGAUUUGAUGGUUUGUUGGUGGCCCUUUUGAGGCAGAUUGUUGGUGGCGAUUUUGGUGAGGAGAAUCUGUGGCUUUCCUUUGAAAUGGUCAAUCUUUUCUCUAGUAAAUGGGAAUGUUUGAUAGAAGAAAUGCCUGUAGUUAUGACGGGUGCGUUGUAUGUGUUCCUCAGGCUACUGGCUGAUCAUUGCAGGGUGAAUGUUCCAAACAUCGAGCCGUUGAGGCGGAUGGAGAUUGAUUUCUGUGUUAGAGUGUUGAGGGAGAAUUUCUCUUCAUGCUUGAUGGUUGGUCGGGAUCUUAUUAGGCUAUUGCAAGAUUUGGUUAAUGUACCUGAGUUAUGUGCUGUCUGGAAAGAUUUGCUGUAUAACCCAAAAACUUUUAAAGUCAUUGAAUUUGUGGACAUCUCCCAGAUAUAUAGCACACGGACUUCAAAAUGGUAUUUUUUGCUUAGGUUGACUCCCCAAAUGGAAUCACAGUUGAAGUUUCUGCUGACUCAUGUGAAAUUUGGUAGUCAAAAGCGCUAUCAGAGUUGGUUUGCGCAGAAGUUUUUUUCGGUACCCAAUAGGAGUGGUGCAGUGGUUGAUAUUGUGAGGUUUAUAUGUUGUUCGGUGCAUCCAUCGAAUGAAAUUAUCCACUCGGGAAUAAUCCCCAGAUGGGCAGUGAUAGGUUGGUUGCUGAAGUCAGAUUUCCAAAGUUAUGUUGCAGCAAAUCUGAAGCUAGCUUUGUUUUAUGAUUGGCUCUUCUUCGAUGAAAAAAUGGAUAGUAUUAUGAACAUCGAGCCGGCUGUUUUACUGAUGGUGCAUUCUAUCCCUAGAUAUAUUGACAUUACACAUACAUUGCUUGAAUUUUUAUUCAUGCUGUUGGAUAAUUACGAUGUUGAGAGGAAGGCGAUCGUGUCUCGUGGAAUAUCAACAGCUUUCCAAACUCUUGUUCGAAAAGGCACUAUAAUCCCCAUUGCGCCGAAUGUCAAGUCUGGAAUACCCAACGAUAGCCUUAUCUGGCAGUUGAGCAUCAAUUCAUAUUGGAAUUGUGGCUAGAAUAUCUGAAUGCUUUUCCUGGAAGCUUGGACGCCACUCGAACUUAUAGUUUUUUGCCGGGUCCUCAGAAGGUGAUGUUAGUAUGCUGAAGCGACGCUGACUCCCGUGUAAAAGAGAUAAGGAUGUAUCGCCGGAAAAACUCCCAACAAUUAUUGAACUCGGUUGAUCAGACUGAAUGGCAUCUAUUUACAAGCACAAGGUUUGCUCUGACCUGUAGAUUGUAAUAGAAGAGUAUACCUUCGAAAAACAUGUUUACUGUAAUGGAUAAGCUUAUGAUAGAUAUUUAAUCCUGUCAGAUGUGAUAAAUGAUUUAGUCCAUGCCUUGAAAUGAUGCAUAUAUAUGAACUCACUCGACUAGGCCUCCAUACUUUGCUUUUUAUUCGGACAAGAAGGAAGUAUUGGAUCGAUUUAUCUAGACG